AUGGCCCUUCAGAAAAUUGUCGCGUUGCCAUACGACAUCUGGAAAGAGAUCGUUGGCCUUGUUGAAGACCGAGGGGACUUGGUGCGACUGUGCCUUGUCAACUCCCUGAUCGCCCCAAUCGCCGGAAAGCGGCUCUAUUCCUCACCUGUUCUCAAUGAUAUCGUGAACACUGCGAUGUUUUAUCGCACAAGUAUAGGAAAUCCGACAUUGGCCGAGCACGUCACUACCAUGAAACUAGAGUUGGAUUAUAUCUUUUGGGUUGGCCGCAAUUUCCUUGUUGGAUGGCAAGAAGUACAAGCACCGGCCUAUUUGCGCCUAUUUUUUCGCCUGAUCAACCAACUCGUGAAUCUCAAGGAACUCAAUCUCAGGUCUCGCGAAAGCCAGGGUCGUACCAUGUCUCAAGCCCUCUCGGUCAAUCUCAGCCGGAUGCGACCCCGCUUGUCAAGCUUCCCAUUCAUCGGACUAUUCCAAUGUUCCGCGCGUCCUGUUCUUCGUUCUCAGACCUCAUUAGAGUCAGUACACUUGGCCUAUUGCGCCGGCAACGAUUACGCCCCUGAGCUGGUAAACCUGUCCCCAGAUACGGUUCCCCAACUGCGACGUUUCAUCUGCGAUAGUCACUCUACCUGCCAGCUCGUACGAGGACGACCAGUCGAAGAAUUCUCUUUGAGUGACGAGGGAGGAUACAGCUAUAUCAGUCCAAAAGAUCUGUCUUCUUGUUUGGCACAUCUACAACUCUCUUUGCGACCACUUCGAAAGCUCCAGAUCGGUAUCUAUGCGUUGGAUUCCACAACUCUGGUCAAAAUUCAAGGUGCGAUGCCACAUAUCAUCGACCUCAACAUUAAGACGCGGGCAGAGUUGGAGGCACAAGUAAGAAUGUCGUACCUUCACCUGCAUGCGACUGAUGGGAUGCAGCUGCAUCAAAUCAGGUCAUCGUCCGCGCUUGACGCCUUUCACCGAUUUUCACAACUCAGAGCAUUCAAGUUCACCAGCCUAGUGUUUAACAACCUCCAUGCUAUCGAGAUCUCUGCCGCCGUGGACCAAAUACGCCUUGCGUGUCCCUCUCUAAAGACCGUUGUUAUACGGCAACCCGAGGAAGAGGACGUCAUCUUCGGUUUCUGA
Messenger RNA from Dacryopinax primogenitus, 1119 nucleotides. RefSeq lists its product as uncharacterized. The transcript has a single exon. The coding region runs from base 1 to 1119 and encodes 372 amino acids. The record is from RefSeq and is a predicted model, not a curated record. Lineage: Eukaryota; Fungi; Basidiomycota; Dacrymycetes; Dacrymycetales; Dacrymycetaceae.